Anastrepha ludens (Mexican fruit fly) is the source of this 1616-nucleotide messenger RNA. It is a transcript of the gene Gr32a, whose product is annotated as gustatory and pheromone receptor 32a. Gene Ontology annotation, cellular component: neuronal cell body; membrane; axon. Lineage: Eukaryota; Metazoa; Arthropoda; Insecta; Diptera; Tephritidae. The transcript is spliced from 4 exons. Gene Ontology annotation, biological process: sensory perception of taste. The record is from RefSeq and is a predicted model, not a curated record. The coding region runs from base 193 to 1509 and encodes 438 amino acids.
GCUAACUCUUAUCAGCGAUCUAGGAUUUUUUUAUAGCCACUUCAUGCAUUAAAUAUCCAUACAGUAUUGAAAAUUAUGUACUCGUAGAUGCGAGUUUAUAAGUUGAAGGAUUUACGGCGUUUCUGCGGUAGACGUAUUUUAACACUUUGAUAGUCUCGGAUAGACACUUUGGUAGAUUUGGUGGGGCGUAGCAUGAACCACAAUUUGAUUAUUAGCAUGCCGUACAACAAAGUAAAACCUUCGAUUGUCCAACAUUAUCACAUCGGCUAUAACGAGUUCUUGCGACGUGCUUCGCAGGAUAAUUCAAUUUUCAAGGAUAUUAGAACCAUAUUAUUUAUUCUGAAAGCGACUGGCCUACUGCCGAUCUAUGAGGAAGUUUCCAGUUACGAAAUAGGACCACCCACAAAACCUAAUGUUUACUAUUCAUUUUUCAUACGUGGCUUUGUGCAAGCACUCACCAUUUUCAAUCUCUACAACCUUGUGACGCCUGGGUCGGCACAGCUUUUUUACUCCUACAGUGAUACAGAUAAUGUGAAUAAAUGGAUAGAGAUAUUGCUGUGCAUGCUGGCACAUUGGGCAACUGUCGUAAUUUGUGCGAGAAAUUCAAAAUCAUUUUUGAAAAUCAUCAACGAAAUUUUAAAAGUGGAUGAGGAUGUAUUCGAACAGUUCGGCACGACGCUGGAAAAUAAAUGCGGCUUCUUGCUGAAAUUUAUUGUGGGAAUAUGCAUUUGUCAAUGGUAUUUAAUGGUCCUACAAGUACUAGCGGCCAAGGAUCCGCUUACCGUCAAUUCGUACAUAUUCAUUGUCUUUUACGCAGUGCAAAACAGCAUGUCAACCAUUUUCAUUGUAUUUACGGCAGCUUUAUUAAGAAUCGUCAAGAUGCGUUUUUCUCAUCUAAACACGAUUCUGAAAGGAUACACGUACACUAAGCAACGUAAACUGCGCCGUUUUUUAAGGUGUGGUAGAAAUGCUCAUUCGAUGGAUUUGGAAGGGAUGGAUUUUUCGGAGGAUUCCUUGUUUACAUAUCGCAUGCACAACAAAUUACUGCGUAUCUAUCGCUCAAUUAAUGACUGCUGCAGCUUAAUUCUGGUGGCAUACAUGGGCUACGCUUUCUACACCAUCACCACCACUACUUAUAACCUCUUUGUGCAAAUAACAACACAGAGCCCUACGUCCCUAAAUGUAUUGCAGACUUGCUUUGCCUGGCUAGCAAUGCACACCUGUGUACUGGCACUGCUGUCGCGGAGCUGCGGACAAGCCACUGAUGAGGCUAACGGGACGUCGCAGGUUUUGUCACGCGUCUAUAACAAAUCCAAGGAUCUCAAAAAUAUCGUUGACAAAUUUUUGACAAAGAGCAUUAAACAAGAGGUGCAAUUUACUGCUUAUGGUUUUUUUGUAAUUGAUAACUCCACACUUUUCAAGAUUUUUUCAGCUGUAACAACUUACCUGGUUAUCUUGAUCCAAUUUAAGCAGCUAGAAGAUUCCAAGCUAGAAGACGACUCUGUUUAAGCUUAAUACCCAAUAAAAAGUGCUUCUCUUAGGUCACUAUUACCAAAAUUUCAUUUUUAUUCAAUCAUGCUACACACACAGAGAUAUACAAAACUCUUCUACAAAUA